This is a messenger RNA of Zymoseptoria tritici IPO323, 1708 nucleotides long. RefSeq lists its product as uncharacterized. The transcript is spliced from 3 exons. Bases 44 to 1708 code for a protein of 554 amino acids. Gene Ontology annotation, cellular component: chaperonin-containing T-complex. Gene Ontology annotation, biological process: protein folding. Lineage: Eukaryota; Fungi; Ascomycota; Dothideomycetes; Mycosphaerellales; Mycosphaerellaceae. Gene Ontology annotation, molecular function: ATP hydrolysis activity; ATP-dependent protein folding chaperone; ATP binding. The record is from RefSeq and is a predicted model, not a curated record.
AUCCGAAUACUCGAGGUCGCAGGAACACAUCACAAGCGUCGACAUGUCGCUGUCAAUACCAAACGCACCCAACGCCGGCUUGUUCAAAGCUGGCUACCAAAACUACGACGCCGAGGAUGGCGCUGUCAUCAGAAACAUCGAUGCCUGCCGGACGAUCGCCUCUACAGUGCAGACAUCCCUCGGGCCGUACGGACGCAACAAGAUUGUUAUCAAUCACCUGCAGAAAAUGAUUCUCACAAACGAUGCGGCGACUAUCCUCCGAGAACUCGAAGUUGUGCACCCAGCUGCUAAGCUCCUGGUCAUGGCGUCGCAACAACAAGAGGCGGAGAUGGGAGAUGCCACAAACAUGGUCAUUGUGUUUGCGGGAGAGCUGUUGAAGAAAGCGGAAGAGCUGCUCCGCAUGGGACUGAAGACCAGUGAGAUUGUUCAAGGAUACGAGCGCGCUGGGAAAUAUGCGCUCAAGGCGCUGGAAGAGCUGGAAGUCGACAAGGUGGAGAACAUUCGUGACCAGGCAGAGCUUGCAAAGGCCAUCCGCACAGUUGUUGCUGCCAAGCAGUCUGGGUCCGAGGAUUUCCUGGCAGGUCUGGUCGCUGAGGCUGUCCUUGCGGUGCUUCCCAAGAAUCCAUACAACUUCAACAUCGACAACAUCCGGGUGGUGAAGAUCAUGGGUGGUGCAUUGGAGCAGUCCAAAGUCGUCAAGGGUAUGGUCUUUGGACGUGAACCCGAUGGCAGCAUUAAGAAGGCGGAGAAAGCAAAGGUCGGCGUCUUCAGCUGCCCGAUCGACAUCUCACAGACGGAGACCAAGGGAACAGUCCUUUUGAAGAACAGCAAGGAGCUUUACAACUUCACAAAGGGCGAGGAGUCACAAAUGGAGAACACGAUCAAGGAGCUGCACGACUCUGGACUGCGCGUCGUCGUUGCUGGAGGGCCCGUUGGCGAGCUUGCGUUGCACUAUCUCAACCGCUUUGGCAUUCUUGUCAUCAAGGUCCUGUCAAAGUUCGAGCUCCGACGGCUAUGCAGAGUGGUCGGUGCAACACCGCUCGCACGCCUCGGCGCACCCAUGCCAGACGAGAUGGGCAGCGUCGAUAUUGUCGAGACUCUCGAAAUGGGAGGAGACCGCGUGACCGUCUUCAGACAGGAGAAUGACCAGACCCGAACCGCCACGUUGGUCCUCCGCGGAGCCACUCACAACCACCUGGACGACGUGGAGCGAGCAGUCGACGAUGGCGUCAACGUCUUCAAGGCCAUCACCAGAGAUCCUAGAUUAGUGCCCGGAGCUGGCGCCACUGAAAUGCAGCUUAUCGAGCGCAUCACUGCUCUCGCGGACAGGACAUCUGGCCUUGCGCAAUAUGCCAUCAGGAAAUACGCCGAAGCUUUCGAAGUCAUCCCGCGCACACUUGCCGAGAGCGCAGGCCUCGACGCCACAGAGGUCCUCGCCAAGCUCUACACAGCACAUCACAGCGAGGAGGAUAGCGAUGAUGACAUUCCAUGCCUUGGUGUCGACUUGGACACGAGCGGUAGCUCCGGCAGCGGAACUUUAGACGCAGAGGAGGAGGGUAUUCUGGAUCUCAUGGUUUGCAAGUCUUGGGCCAUCAAGCUCGCAACAGAAGCUGCGCGGACAGUUUUGAGCGUGGAUCAGAUCAUCGUGGCGAGACAAGCUGGAGGACCGAAACCUCCCGGCCCCAACCCCAACUGGGAUGAGGACUGA